AUGGGUGGACCUCGUUUCUCCGGCGUGACGCCCGCUGCGGGCGCCAGCAGCGGAGGCCCCAAAGAGGUGGUUCAGAGAGCGCUGGAAGCCUUGCGGGCGCUGCAGGAUCCCCGGACGAUGCUGGAUGGCCUCCAUGAGUUGAGAGGCUCCCUGACUGGACGGGACGCCGGUCAGACGGCCCAGGAGCUCCUCCUCCGGCCCGGCACUGAUGGGUUUCCCGAGUUGUGGGCGGUCUGGGACGUCAGGCGCGCCGGGGCUCUCACGCACGACAUCCAGAUCGCAGCUCUCGGCGUCGCCAUCGCCCUCUUGCGCUGCCACGCGUCGCUGCAACCGCACCGGAAGGCCCUGAGGGAGGCAACAGAUGGCAUUGCAACCCAAGUGCUGGAACGGCGACUGAAGCAGGUGUACUACCAUUUGACCAGCGGCAGCCGCAGCCGCGCCGCGGGCGCCCUGGCGCUGCUGUCGGCGAUUGCGGCGCGCAGCAGAGGUCUGUCGCUCGCGCUGCUCUCGUCGUUCGACUGGACGCUCUCGUCGCUCAGCAAGCUCGCUAGACCGCCGAAGCGCCAGGCGCAGCGCGGCGGGCAGGACGCCGUCGACGACGACCAAGGCGGCGCUCCAAGUGGCAGGGACAAGCGUGCGCCCCCGACCGGCGCGGACGGGCGGCCGACGUACUACGUCGGCGCCGACGUCCUCAAGCGGCCAACACGGCCGGCGCUGGUGCUGCUCUCGCUCACGCUGCUGCAGCAAGGCGACCGCGUGCUCGCGCAACAGGUGCUGGCGACGCGGCCGCUGGCGCGCUGCCUGCUGUCGCACUGCGCGUCGGAUCCGGACGGAGUCGUCAACGACGUGUUCGACGCCGUCGAUCGGCACGUCAUGGACCCGCGCGCCGCCGUCCCGCCCAGCGUCCAGUCGUGCGUGUUCCACGAGAGCGCGUUGCGCCAACUGGCCGAGAUCCUCGCCGCUCCGAGCGGCGCCGCGCCGCCAGGCGUGCAGGAGCGCGCGUACUCGAUCCUCUUCCGCGUCCUGACCGACCCAGCGCACGGCGUCCGCGCACCGACACCCCCCUCGCCGUCGCCAGACUCCCCCCCUGACGACCUGCUCCUGGCGUGGCAGCGGCCGUCGUUUCUGAUCGCGCACGAGCUCGCCGCGAAGAAGGACGACCGCGACCUCAGCGAGCAGCAGCAGCAGGGCGCCGCGAUCUUGUCGGACGACCACAUCGUGCGCCUGCUGCUGACGCUGUGCCCGUCGGCGGCGCCCCUCCACCGUCGCGUCGUCGAGGAGGUCUGCGCCGCGGAUCCGGCGCUCGCGCGCGCGUACCUCAUGAAGUGCGCGUUGCCGCUAGACCCGAAGCCCGAGCGAAGGUUCUACGUCGCAGCUGCCGUGUUCGCGCGACUUGCCACCACUGCUGCGGAGGCUGGAGUCUCCGAGUGCGACCUUCUCGGGACGCCGAGGGAGCGGGCGGAGCGAAGGGAGCGCCGGGAGCGCGUGAGGGAGUUCAAGGUUGGCGUCGGCUUCGAAGACGAGGAUCUCUCGACUGACCUGGACGGCGACUGCUUCCGCGCGCGGCGCUCGAGCGAGGCGGGGGAGCGAGCCGCAGAGCGCACCGCGCUGCCGCCGUGCGCGAACAAGACUCUGCUGUCGCGCGGGCUACAGCACCCCGACCCGCGGGUGCGCGCCGCGACAGCUGUCGCAGUCACCGCAAUGGUGCAUGCUGCUCUGAAGACGGCCACGGAAAUCGACGUGGGCGAGCAGCGGCCCCCGCCUGCGGACAGGGAACCAGAGUCGCUGGCGGAGCACGACGUGAGCGUGAUGAAGGCGGAGUUCUGCCACACGGUCCUGAGACACCUGCCAGACGAGCAGGUCGUAGCUUCGUUGAUUGCCAAGACGCAGCCUGCGUGGGUCAGCGGGUGGCCGGUCGGGACCGCGGCACGGGAGUCGGACGGGAAGCAUGCUAGCGACGCUGAGAUGGACCAGCCGUCGCCACGCGGUGCUGGGCUCACCGAGGAACCCAGCAUCGAGGAUUUACGAGUGGUGUCUGAAGACGAUGAAGAGUUCGACCUGCAACCGGGCGAGCCGGGCAGCAAGCCAACCGAGACAGCGGCGCGGACAGAGCUGCUCCCUCUCGCGCGGGCCGCGUUCCAGCUCGCCGACGCCUACGUCUGGUUGUUCGAGGGCGCUCAACUAUCCUUCCAAAGCAAUGUGCCAGGAAUCCGCUGUCUCCCUCCCGCGAGCGCGUUCGACGGCGCCUCUACCGACGGACCGCACCCGGGGAUCCUCCGCGCACUCGUCGCACUGUCGGGCCCGCAGCUCGGCGCGCAUGCCGCGCCGGGCACUGCGAUUGACAUAGCGCGGGUAGUUCGUGCAUCCACAGCGGCGCGGGAGGUCGCGGACGCCGUCGUGGGCUGCGACCCGUGCCGCGUCGACACCACCCUGCGCGACACGGAGAUGCGGGCCUGCUUCCAGCGCAGAGGCGCGGGGGUGUCUGCGAGCAUCAUCGGAUCUUUGGUGGGGGUGCUGAAGAGAGAAGAAGAGGCCUGUGCUGCCUGCGAGGGCGCAGACGACGGGCCGCGGGUGGCGGCAGCGGCUCUGCUGUCCGAUGCGCUGCUGUGCAGCGGCGUUCUCGGCGCCCCGGGCGUGCUGGAGGCGCCAAUUCUCGCGGACAGUCUGGGUGUCGUAUUCAGGAGCGACGGCGGUGCGGGGUGGCUUGCUGCGGCGCGGUGUCUCGUCGAAGCUGUGGGCGUGUGCCAGCGCAAGGCGGUGCAGAAGUUCGAGGGCGUCGCCGCCACGAUCGCGGCCUCUCGCAGGGUCUUCGAAGCCGUUGGUGAGCAAGACACCACAAACGACUAUUCCUGGGUGUCUCCGCUGACUAUGGAGCUGAUCACUGCCGCAUCCAAGGUGAUCCCAUCAAGGAAAACAUCCGCAGAGGCUCGUGCAGCCGUUGCCGACUUCUUGGGCACCGCCAUCGCCCUGCUUGUCGACGCACACCCACACCCCGCAGCAGCCUCGGCCGCGGUGCUCGCAACCGUGCACGGAGCCGGGGCCGACCCGGCGGCAUUCUGUCGGGAGGGAUCUGGGCUGAUUGCUGGAGCCCUGCUCAAGUGCUGGGACGUGAUCGGUCAGGAGGCGCGCGGGCGGAUUCCUUCGCGUACAAACAAGGAGCCGUCUUCGGGCCCAGCCCUGGAGGACGUCGACGCGACUCUGAGCUUAACGUGGCCGUGGACUGACGAAGCGAUACCGCUGUGGCAGGCGGCGUCAGACACGGCGCGGAUGGACCAUUUGUCGGUGUACGUAGUGCGACAUGGGAACCACGCGGCGUUGCUGCCUCCGGCCAUCUGCAAGCUCGCGGCCCAGGCCGCAAGGGAUGCCCGAGUCUGCGCGGACCUGUGCAGGCUGAUGGCUUCCGUCAGCCGCGACAAGGACUGUUGUUUGCGGGGGGUGCAUCUGUGCGUGUUGCAUCCCCGGCUGGUGGCGAGGAUCAUCCAGGAAGCGGGGCCGAGUUCCACGUCUGCCGCGAACAUCGUCGGAGAGUUGCUGAACUGCGUCGCGUUUGCGGCCGAGGAACGUCGUCUCUUCGGAACAAGCGAGCGCCCACCGUCAUGGACUGUCGCCGACGCAACGCAGCGUGUCGUGCGAGUUCUCGUGGCCAACGCGCCGCGGAUCUUCCGCCUUGCUGCGCGUCAAGCGGACGCAGCUGUCGCGAUCGAGGCGGCUGCGAGCGUCGUCCUGGCAGCCGCGCAGCUCGACCAGGGCACGACAGCAGCCCUCCAGAUGCUCGAAGCCUGCUGCGACGCACUCGACGCCGCGCCGGAUCCCUCUCGGCGCUCGACGAUCAUCCAAACCGUCGCCAGCAGCUUGGCGAGGGUCUUCCGAGGCCCGGGGGCGCACACAUUCAUCACAGCAGGCACGCCGCGCCUUGCAGCGAUCAUGCGCAUCGUCGCGCAGGAGCAAGGGGUCAGCGCCUCGCCGAAGCUGCAGCAGCUCCUCGAAGCGCUCCUCGAGCCGCUCCAGGCCGCCGCGUCGCAGAGACAGGCGGGGUUCGAGGGUCUUCUUGCAGCGGUGAUGACAUCUUGCUUUGUUGAAUCUGAGCGGGGCGUCACCGUCGAAGGGGCGCUUGUCGCGGCCGCGAUCGUCGCGAUCGAGCCCCGCCUGCGCAAGCAGUUCGCGGAUCUCCUGCAGCGGGCGUCCGCCGAGGGUCAGGCGUCGCGGCGCGAGUCACUGGCGCUCCUUUUGCCCGCCGUCGCGGUGUCGUUGACGUCGAAGAGCACGGACGCGUCGGUUCGGUCGACGAUAGCGGACGUUGUGCGCGCGCCGCUGCUCGCGUACGCGGGCGCGAAGCCCCCUGGACCCGGACACUCGUGCCGGGAGCUGUCGCGUGAUGCCUUGGCGAUGCUCCACGGCUGGGCGGCCCCAUGUCUCGCGGCGGUGCUCUCGCAGCGUCGCGAGGGCGGCACUCAAGCAGCGCGAAAGCUUCUGGCGAAGGCGCUGCCCCCCGCGGGGCUGUCGGAUUGCCCUGUGCUGCAAAUGCCGCAAGCGAGGGCAAGCGCGUGCGAGCGGCUCUGGGAGGCGUGUCCGGCGGUGCGAUACGCGCACGAGACAGCGCUGCAAGCCUGCGCGUCGGAGGCGUUCGGCAGCGGCGAGGGGAUCGUUGCAGGCGAUGGUGGCGGGUGCGCAUCCAACACGCCCGUUGCGGAGGAGCGCGUGCUGGUCGCGCGGCUGGCGUUCCGGUGGAUGGUCCGGGAGGGAAUGGAGGCGGUCGAGGCGGCUUGUUGCUUCUGGGACGUCGCGGCACGAUGCCUGCGCGCCACCAUCGAGACGUCGGCGAGCAGUGCACCGCCAGAUCAGGUCGCCGCCGCAGCGAACGCCGUGGCGCUCGCGGUGACCGAUCUCCUUGCCUGCACGUGCCAUGAACAUCGAGUUUUCGACGAUGCGGCGCUCAGUGAAACCGCGAGCCGCGCAGCAGACGAGCUUGCAAGUGCUCUGCGACUCUCUCUCUCCUCCGACGUCCCCCUCGGUGCGGCGCUCGCGCCACUCGCCGAGGCGCUCGAGUGCUGCAUCGGCACAGGCGCGCCAACGCCCGGCGCCACGAUCGUGCGCGCACACGUGGGUGACGUGGCCAGGCAGACGUUGGUCUCAAUCGCCCACCUGGGUCCCACGAAAGCUGUUGCGGCGGCUCUGUCCGGCCGUGACGCACCCCUCACUGGACAGGUGUCGGUACCGCGGGAGAUUCAGCACAUGCCGCUGCCAGCGAGCGCCCUGCUGGCCCCGAGCGUCGUGCGAUCUGCGUUCGCGGAAACGAACGCGCCGCCACCCGCACCUGCGGAGCGCAUUCGCGCGGCGGCGCGGUGUCCCGGCGAGGCGUGGGCAGCGACCGUCGCGGCGUGCGUGCGCCUUUGCUGCGAGAGUGAGCAAGGGGCAAGCCCUCGACAAGUCACCCACGAAGUGAAGGGUGCGUGUCAGACGGUCCUGCCCGCACUUCUCGCGUCGUACGGCGGCGGUUGUUCCGGUCGCGAUGCUGCGAUCGCGUCGGCGCUCUUCGCGGCGGACUUGGUCCUCACGGGCGUCGCGUGGAACGAAUUGGGGUCUGUUGGGAUGGACAUCGAGGAAAGCACUUCUGAGGAGUCUUCUUCGGACGACGCCGGCAACGAGGACGACGAGGACAGCUCCGAAGCUGACUCUGCGUCGUCAGGCGGGGACCGGCGCCAAGCUCGCGGGAGGGGGCGGGGCCCGCGCGUGCAGGCGACCGCAGGAGACUUGUGGCGCGCGGGGCGAGGAGCGCAGGACGCGGUCCGGGCGGUCCAGGCAGCCAUGUCGAGGUCCGUGCUGGCGACGGCCGGCUUCGCGUUCGGAGAGGCCGCGGCGCAGUGUUUCGCAGCCGGCGGGCUCAUCGCUGCUUCUGGUGGUGGUGACCAGCUCGCCCGUGCUCGCGUCAUGCUGCGGACGGCUGCUCUGGAUCCGUACCGGCUGCUGCUGACUACCGCGUGUCUGCACGACGCCGACGGCCGGCCGGGCGACGGGGCGCCGACGGCCGGGUGGGGCCGGCACUCCUACAGCGUCAUGUGGGUGUUGUGCAUGGCGUAUUGCGGCGUACGCGAGGGUUGGCUCGGCGUCCGCGACGUCACGACGGCAGGCAUCCUUCCUCUCGCGAUCUGCUGCCUCGCGGCGCCGUCCGAGCGCUCCAGGGUCCUCGCCCACGCCCUGAUAUCUAUCACAGCAGAAGCCAUGUCUUCGGGCCCCAAGUUCCGCGAACGCCCGUCGCUCGAGCGCGUUCUGGCGUACGUCGCGCGCGGCGUCGCCGCGCACGGCCCGGCCAGGCGAGUGUCGUCGCUGCCGGCGCACUUCGCCGCCCACUGCGCGGCGGCUGCCGCCGUGCGGGGGUCGCAGGACCACAAGUUUCUCGACAAGUGGGUGCGCCGCAAGAGGGAGCUCGCACCAGCCAGCGCGAAACACCUCGACCACCUCCUCGCCUCGACCCGGCCGCACCCGGUCUGCCGCCGGGACCUCUACGACGCGUUGCGCGCGGCUUCCGUCGGCGUCCAGGGCGGGGCGCUCGACGCCUCGGCGCUGCGGAGGUCCGGGGCGCUCGGCUUCGUCCUCGCGUACCUGGCGUCGUGCUUCCGCGACUCGGCCGUGUACGCCGCGGGCGUUGACACCAUCGUGGCCUCCAUGGCGACCCCGGGGUGCGCCGUUGCGGGGAUCGCGGACCUCUUCGCGUUCGCGUGGGCCGCGGAACGGAUGCGGGAGCUGCAGGAACGCUGGCCGCGCAGCGUGGUCCCGCUCAAGAUCUGCACGCGGAUCGCGGAGCUCGCCCAGAAAGCGUUCGCGUGGCCGGGAUGCGCGGCACUCCCCGGACGACAACAGGUGCCGCUCACCGUCGCAACGACGUCCGAGCUGUCCGUCGGGCUGUUCCACGUGUGCACGGUGACGACCUCGGCGUGUGACGCGGCCUGCGCGCCCGCUGCGGAGCGCAGGAGCCGGGGUCUCGAGCACGCUGCCUGCGAGUUGGCCACCGCGGCAAUCGAUCUCGUUGUCCGGUGCCUUGCGUCGCCGCUGCCCUUCUUCGGGAUGCCGCUGCUGCACCGGAUCGACCUCGGGGCGCUCGCUGGCGGCGCGGUGUCGCUUGCGCAGCGCGUUCGCGGCGGCGGUGGCGCGCGGCUCGCGUGGGCUGUGCUGGGACUGGUGGCCGUCGAGCCGCGCGGGAGCCUGUGGGCGGCCAGCGUGGCGCGCAGGGCGCUACCUGUGGCGCUAGCGAGCGUUGGGCGCCGCGGCGGCGUUCCUUGGGAGCGCCGGGAGGCCACGCUGGGCGCGUUGGUGGCGUGGGUGGCCGCGAAACGAGAGUCCUUUGUGCAGGAUUCCGCAGUGGCGCCCCUGGCCCGGGAGCUACUGGCAGCGACGGGCGAGGCGGUCGACGGCGCUGCCUGCGACGUGCAAGCUCCCUCCUGA
This is a messenger RNA of Pedinophyceae sp. YPF-701, 7440 nucleotides long. The record is from the annotation of a GenBank genome assembly. NCBI's taxonomy places the organism in Eukaryota, Viridiplantae, Chlorophyta, Pedinophyceae.